Lathyrus sativus (Indian pea) is the source of this 204-nucleotide messenger RNA. The record is from the annotation of a GenBank genome assembly. Lineage: Eukaryota; Viridiplantae; Streptophyta; Magnoliopsida; Fabales; Fabaceae.
AUGGCUGAAGAAGAGCAUUUUGAUGCAUCUGCAUCAACAUCCGAACUAGUUGGAUAUUCAGGAGGAUCAUAUGAUACGUCUCUGUUAGUUAAGUACGAACAGCAUGUUGCAUACCGUAUAUGGUUCGGUCAGGAGAGAGGGUCGAAGAAAGAGUUAAAGGUGGCUGGACAUGGGUUGAAGUUGGCUCAGAGGGUUCCACUAUAG